This is a messenger RNA of Rhea pennata, 5575 nucleotides long. It is a transcript of the gene ASAP2, whose product is annotated as ArfGAP with SH3 domain, ankyrin repeat and PH domain 2. Lineage: Eukaryota; Metazoa; Chordata; Aves; Rheiformes; Rheidae. The transcript has 28 exons. Gene Ontology annotation, cellular component: cytoplasm. The record is from RefSeq and is a predicted model, not a curated record. Gene Ontology annotation, molecular function: GTPase activator activity; protein binding. Bases 1 to 3093 code for a protein of 1030 amino acids. Gene Ontology annotation, biological process: positive regulation of GTPase activity.
AUGCCGGACCAGAUCUCCGUGUCGGAAUUCGUGUCCGAGACCAAUGAGGAUUACAAGUCACCCACCGCCUCCAACUUCACCACCCGGAUGGCCCAGUGCAGGAACACGGUGGCGGCCAUCGAGGAGGCUCUGGAUGUUGACCGAACUGUUCUCUAUAAAAUGAAGAAAUCAGUCAAAGCUAUAAACAUAUCUGGUCUGGCUCAUGUGGAAAAUGAAGAACAGUACACACAAGCACUGGAGAAAUUUGGAGGCAACUGUGUUUGCAGGGAUGACCCAGAUUUGGGAACAGCAUUUUUAAAAUUUUCUGUGUUUACAAAGGAGUUAACUGCACUCUUCAAAAAUUUGAUUCAGAAUAUGAACAACAUAAUCACUUUUCCAUUGGACAGUUUGCUAAAAGGAGAUCUGAAAGGAGUAAAAGGGGACUUAAAAAAACCCUUUGAUAAAGCUUGGAAGGACUAUGAAACAAAAGUUACAAAAAUAGAGAAGGAGAAAAAAGAGCAUGCUAAGCUGCAUGGGAUGAUCCGUACAGAAAUAAGUGGAGCUGAAAUUGCAGAAGAGAUGGAAAAAGAAAGACGGUUCUUCCAGUUGCAGAUGUGUGAGUACCUGCUGAAAGUCAAUGAAAUCAAGAUUAAAAAAGGAGUAGACUUGCUUCAAAACUUGAUCAAGUAUUUUCAUGCACAGUGCAAUUUCUUUCAGGAUGGAUUAAAAGCAGUUGAAAGUCUCAAGCCUUCAAUUGAGAUGCUCUCAACAGAUCUUUAUACAAUAAAACAAGCACAAGAUGAGGAAAGGAGACAACUAACGCAGCUUAGAGAUAUUUUAAAAUCAGCGCUCCAGGUUGAUCAGAAAGAGGAUUCUCAGAUCCGGCAGAGUACUGCUUACAGUUUACAUCAGCCUCAGGGAAACAAGGAACAUGGCACUGAACGAAGCGGUAGUCUAUACAAGAAAAGUGAUGGAAUCAGAAAAGUGUGGCAGAAAAGGAAGUGCUCAGUUAAAAAUGGUUUUCUUACAAUUUCCCAUGGUACAGCUAACCGGCCUCCAGCAAAGCUCAAUCUGUUAACCUGCCAAGUGAAAACAAACCCAGAGGAGAAAAAGUGUUUUGACCUCAUAUCACAUGACAGAACUUACCACUUUCAAGCAGAAGAUGAACAGGAAUGUCAAAUAUGGACUUCUGUGCUACAAAACAGCAAAGAGGAAGCUUUAAAUAAUGCAUUCAAAGGAGAUGAUAACACAGGAGAAAAUAAUAUUGUCCAGGAACUGACAAAAGAAAUUAUAUCUGAAGUCCAGAGGAUGACUGGAAAUGAUGUGUGUUGUGACUGUGGAGCACAAGAUCCUACCUGGCUUUCAACAAAUUUGGGAAUUCUGACUUGUAUUGAAUGCUCAGGAAUCCAUAGAGAACUUGGUGUUCACUAUUCCAGAAUGCAAUCACUGACGUUAGAUGUGCUGGGAACAUCUGAACUUUUGCUUGCAAAGAAUAUCGGGAAUGCCGGAUUCAAUGAGAUUAUGGAAUUCUGUCUGCCAGUUGAUGAGAUGGUCAAACCUAAUCCAAGCAGUGAUAUGAAUGCAAGAAAAGAUUAUAUUACUGCAAAGUAUAUUGAGAGAAAAUAUGCAAGGAAAAAGCAUGCUGACAAUGCAGCUAAAUUGCAUGCUCUUUGUGAAGCAGUCAAAUCGAGAGAUAUUCUUGGAUUAGUCCAAGUAUAUGCUGAUGGUGUGGACCUCACAGAAAAAAUUCCACUAGCCAAUGGCCACGAGCAAGAUGAAACAGCACUUCACCUUGCUGUUAGAUCAGUUGAUCGAACAUCCCUUCAUAUAGUUGACUUUUUAGUGCAGAAUAGUGGCAACCUAGACAAGCAAACAUGCAAAGGUAGUACAGCUCUUCACUACUGCUGUCUGACAGACAAUGUUGAGUGCCUCAAACUGCUUCUGAGAGGGAAGGCUUCUAUUGAAAUAGCCAACGAAUCUGGAGAGACACCACUUGAUAUAGCUAAACGUUUAAAACAUACUCACUGUGAAGAACUGCUUACUCAAGCACUGUCUGGAAGAUUUAAUUCUCAUGUUCAUGUAGAAUAUGAAUGGCGGUUACUCCAUGAAGAUCUGGAUGAAAGUGAUGAUGAUGUGGAUGAAAAGCUACAGCAACCUAGCCCGAAUCGGAGAGAGGACAGGCCUGUCAGCUUCUAUCAGCUGGGAUCAAACCAACUUCAGCCUAAUGUAGCAUCUUUGGCAAGAGAUGCAGCAAACAUUGCUAAGGAUAAACAAAGAGGAUUUAUGCCAAGUAUAUUGCAGAAUGAAACAUAUGGAGCAAUACUCAGUGGAAGUCCACCUCCCAUUCAACCUGCAGUACCUGUUACAAGUAGUGCACCUCCUCUACCUCCAAGGAAUAUUGGAAAAGUUCAGCCUUCAGUUCUUGGCAGUGGUAUUCACACAAUUUCUUCAUCUAAUGCAUUGUGGAGGACAAAUUCUUUAGGAGUGGAAAGUAUAAGCAGGCAGAGAUCUUCAUCAGAUCCACCAGCUAUUCAUCCCCCUGUGCCGCCAUUGCGUGUAACAUCUACAAAUGUGCUUUCUCCAGCACCACCCCCUCCGGUUGCAAAGACAGCUAGCAUUAUAGAAGCUUUGAACCAGCAAUCUAAACAGCAACCAGCUCCUCCACAAGCUAAGCCAACCCCACCACCACUGCCCCCACAACCUCCUAGUAGAAUCUCUCUGAGAAAACCUACUCCUGGGACUGAGAAAUCAUCUGGCUUAACAAACAAAGGGCAGUCUAGAGGACUUGGGUCUCUACAACAACCUGCAGGAGAAUCUUCCUCUGUAUGUGAAAUUCCAGUAACACAAACUAGUUCCACAGCAAACACUUUGGCACAGAUCCAACCACCAGCACCAAUGCCAAGGAAAUCACAAAUAUCAAAAACAAAACCCAAGAGGGUAAAAGCAAUUUACAACUGUGUAGCAGAUAACCCAGAUGAGCUAACGUUUUCAGAGGGAGAUAUCAUUGUAGUUGAUGGUGAAGAAGAUCAGGAGUGGUGGAUUGGUCACAUUGAUGGGGAUCCCAGUCGGAAAGGAGCUUUCCCUGUAUCAUUUGUGCACUUUAUUGUUGACUAAAUUGCUACUGAUAAAUGGAAACACUUCUCAUUUCCAGCAGUCACAGAAAUAAGCUUUUCUCUAUUUCAUUUCAUCUAUCUGCAAACAUCUUGCCAGAGCACUGCCCAAGUUCUAGGUACUGUAGCUAACUUUUAUUACCAUCAUUUUGAUUUUGGGACUUAUACAACUUUUUUUCUAUGUAAAAACUUCUCAUGUGCAGUUUACACUUAAAAAAAACCCCUCUUCCUGUAUUUUUCAAGGUGAACUGAAAAGCUUUAGCAAUGAAAAUCCAUAUAAAUGUGCGAACAUCAAAAUAUUAUGAAUCUUCUUUUCAGUGGAUUCACUGUAAUUUUAUUCUGCCUUUUGUAACAUGACAAUGUAUCGUUCAGUGUUGCUUCCCCAGUCAGAGAAAUUGUGUGCAUCUGUAACAGGGCAGUGAAUUUAUCCAAUUCUCAAUAUCAUUUGAAGCGUUGGAAACAAAACUUGUAAGCUGCUGAGUAGUUCUAAAUUGGACUAACUCAGCAUCUUGUCAUACUGGCUUUCAUCCAGGAUGUCAGCUAUUGCAGAAGAAACUAUUUUAACUGGGUGUCUUUGGCCAGGUAAAAAAAGUGUUCAGUUUACCACAGGAGAAACUUCUUUAUUUCAGAAUGGAUGUAGAUAUUUGCUUAAAAUUAUCUGAAGUCUGUGUUAGCUGUUGAACUUUCUAGUUCUAAUUUUGUGAGCUUGAGACUGUUUCAUUUUCUAUGCUGCAUGUGUGUGUAACCUGUUUUUUAAAUGUUCUUUAUAUAUGUUACAUCCAUUUUAGUCAUUCAAUAUGACUACUGCUGGUUAACUAAACUAUGGCAAUAUUCCUGAGUUACUAAAUUAACUCAAAGAUAUGAAAACUGCACUUCCUGAAAUGUACUUAGCUAUGAUGAUGGAUUGCAGAACAUUUCUUACAGUUGUAUCAUUAUAAUGUUUAGAUUUUUUUUUAAUUCUUGAAUCUUCUUAAUCAUCCAGCAAUGUGUUCAUUCAGUGAACAUAUUUGAUGGAACACUUAGAUAAUUAUCCUUGGUCAAUAAGUUAUCUGACACCUCACAAGUACACUACAUUAUGUUCUACUUUAUAAAAUUUGUGUGCCACUACCUUGCAAACAGUAAUAGUUUGCUAACUCACUCUAUUUAUAUAAUAUACCCACAUAUAUGGUAGCUACACUGUUGUUGAAUUUGUUUUGCUAAUUUGUGAACAAAGGCUAGGCCAAUGAUAAUUCCCAGUUGACUGAUAGAAUACAAAACAUCUGAUGGCUUAGGAUAGAAUCCUAAAAUCCAUGUCUACAUUGGCUUUGAUUGCAUAUUGUGAAUAGUGUAUCUCUAGGUUUGUCAAGAGAACUUUGAAUUUCUGACAAAUGGUGUUUAAAUUGGCCACCUUAGGUGUAACAAUGGAAAAAAGGCCAAUACACAUGCUUAUUUGGAGAAAAAAAAACACAUUGCAUUAAUGCUGGAAGAGCAACACUGAUCUUACAUCACCUUUCUUAAAUGGUACAGUUGGUUGAUAGCCUCUGAAAUGUAUGGGUACAGCCCAGUAUACAUAUAACUUUCAUUUUCUAGAUGCUGUUGCUGCAGUAUAAACGGGGAACAAACUGGAAUGUUAAGAUAUUUUUGUUGCAAGUUGAAGCAAAUUAGUCUGUAUUUUCAAAGUUCCCAGAAAAAUAUUAGAGUAAUAGUUUAGCACUAGUUUUAUUCACUUACUGGUAUGUUCAGUUUGCAACACUAUUUUGUAUGUUUCUAUCCCUGAUAGAGUCUAGAGAGUAAAUGGGCAUAUUAUUUUGCACAGAUCUCCUAAUGUACAGUAUUUUUAACACAGAAUCUUAUAGUAUAUGUAACAACUCAUCAAGUUAAACAAUGAUGCGAAUUUAAUUUUAGUUCUGCUAGACGAGGUAUACACUUUCAACUGUCACAAACCUGUUAGCUUAGUUACUCAGACCAGGAAACUUUUAGAAUACAAUGUAAUAGCACUAACUGUGCAGACAGAUAAAAUCUUAGGGACCAAUAAAGAGCAGCUAAGCAAAAUAUUUCCCUAGGUUUUCAAUAAUGCUUUCUCAAGGUUUGCUCCUCUGGCAGAAAAAAAAAAAAAUUCUAGAACCUGUAGAUAUCUAUUUAUAAUAUAAAAUGAAGAAUUUUAAGUCCAGAAUUUUGGCAUAUUUCAUACAACUUUUCAAACCUGAUUAAAAUCAUGAUUCAUAAAAUCUGUUAAUAGAUAGACUAUUAGGUUGCUGUGUUAACUGUUUAAAAAGGAGCAGAUGACAUUUAAAAAUGCAGCUUAGAAUGCUAUGAGAUGUAUAAUAUUCAAUUCAGUUGUUUUUAUUUUGUUUAGUUGCAGAGCAACUGUAUAUAUUGUAUAACCUAAAAUCAAGUCUUAUUUUCAAUGUCCUGGAUGCAGUGAUUUAUAAUUAGAGCAUGAUUAAUAAAUUUUACUCUUGCUAACCAGUCAAAGGGCUGGAAAAAUAAAACUACUUUUAAAAUCA